GCUAGUAUAAAAUAUUGAAUUUUACUAUAACAGCUGCUCUGUUCCAAGUUUACUCUACUUAGUACACACUACCUUGAAAAUGGAGUGACGAUGGGAAUGGGAUAUUCUUACAAUUAAUCAAUAAAUUAUUAUGUACGACUCGCAAGGAACUUGGGAUAGCUACGAAAUUUAUUUUACGGCAACACGACAAGGAAAUACAAUCUGCGUUGAAUAUUUCUUGUUUGUUACGUUGAAUUUAUUGGAAAGUCAUGGCUCAACCUCCGCCAUACAGUCAACAACCGCCUGAAAAUCCUCCAGCGUAUCCAGGAGAUGCAAAACAGGCUUUUCCACCCCAAAGCGGUCAAUAUCCUCCUCCACAAGGUUACUCCCAACAACCAGGCUACCAUGCUCAACCAGGCCAUCCUGCUCAAUCAGGCUAUCCUGCUCAACCAGGCUAUCCUGCUCAACCAGGCUAUCAUACUCAACCAGGCUACCAAGCUGUACCUCUGCAGCAGCAAAUGUCCAAUAUAAACACAACCACAAUUGUGGCAACACAACCAGGGCCUGUAGUCGUAACUGGAAUGAUGUUUGGUGAGGCACCAGUUAGCAUGGUGUGCCCUCGUUGCCAGGCCCAAAUAGUUACAUCAACUGUGUAUCAAGAUGGCUCAUUUGUGUGGCUAAUGGCUGCCAUUCUGUGUUUCAUUGGUUGCUGGCCGUGUUGUCUUAUUCCGUUCUGUGUUGACGGCUGUAAGGACGUGACACAUCAUUGUCCAAACUGCAGAAGCCAUCUUGGUUCUUACCGCCGAAUGUAAUCAAAAGAAUUUGUUUCGAAGUUCUGGCAAUAAUUCAAAUUUCAUUUUUGUUUAGUUUCAAUAGACAUGUAGCACUAGUGUAACGUCUAUGACUAUGAUGAUAUAGUUGGACUUUGGAUAACAAUACCAAUACCUCUGUCGCACGUUCGUUAAUAUUUUCGUUGCGGGAACUUUUAUAGUGUUCAAUUAUAGAGACGAAGACUGAAGAAUCUUUAGUAUGACUAGUAUUUGAUAGUGAUAGUUGUUGCGAAGAAGAAAUUGCCAGUUAUCAAUAACGCUAAAACUAGUCAAAUGGGACUUUUUCCCAAGACUUUAUUCACAUUGAAAACUUAUGCAUAGCGACCUCUAAAGACUACCUGCUCUCGGUAGUGGCAACAUCCAAUACUCGUUUUUUGUAAGCAAAACGCAUCACAUAUUUUGGAAUUUGUAUUGGUAUUGUUAUAGGAAGUCAUACUUAUAAACUCUCUAAUUUUAAAACAUUGUAUUUACCAUAACCUUCUUUUAUCAUCAUAUAUAGUAUUUCAUGAAAGUCAGCAUCAAUUUCGCACUAGCAUACACACGAGUUAUAACAAAUUGUGCAUUUUAUGAUUGAAUUGUGUAUCUAUGGUAAAAUUUGCAUUAAUAAUAAUUUUCUGAGAUCAGAAAUAAAGAUGUGUCAAUUAAA
Molecule: messenger RNA, 1455 nt
Organism: Xenia sp. Carnegie-2017
Lineage: Eukaryota; Metazoa; Cnidaria; Anthozoa; Malacalcyonacea; Xeniidae
Product: lipopolysaccharide-induced tumor necrosis factor-alpha factor homolog
Exons: 3
Coding region: 249-791 (180 amino acids)
Molecular function (GO): zinc ion binding
Source: RefSeq, a predicted model, not a curated record